Messenger RNA from Paramacrobiotus metropolitanus, 2021 nucleotides. RefSeq names its product chromo domain-containing protein cec-1-like. NCBI's taxonomy places the organism in Eukaryota, Metazoa, Tardigrada, Eutardigrada, Parachela, Macrobiotidae. The transcript is spliced from 2 exons. The record is from RefSeq and is a predicted model, not a curated record. The coding region runs from base 129 to 1520 and encodes 463 amino acids. Gene Ontology annotation, biological process: heterochromatin formation.
UCGUUUUUCGUGCUGGUCUGAUGUCGACGGUGAUAUCAUGAUUAUGAGUGCAGUUUAUUGAUUUAUUGACUGCCACUGCCAGUCUCCUGGAGAAAACCGUCCAAGUCCUUCGCUAAAUUUGUCAUUUUAUGAAAAGCGGCGAGAUGGAGCGGAAUCCGCGGCGCAGCCAUUCCUCUGCGGACAGCCGCAGCGGCGCGGUUUCAUCUUCAACGGGAGACGCAGGUACUGUGAGUAGAGCCAGCGCUGCCAAAGAGACGGCCGCUAAGAGCAGCCAGCUGGCAGCGUCCGCGAAAGAGCCGUCGGCCGAGUUGGCCGGCGAGGACAUUUAUCAAGCGGAAGGCAUCAUCGGCAAGCAGGUGCGCCGCGGCGGCCAGAUCUUCUACCGCGUCAAGUGGCUGGGCUACCCCGUGUCGCAGUCGACGUGGGAGCCCCUGGAGAACAUCGGGCACUGCUUCGAAUUCAUCGACGCCUAUGAGCGCCGCACGGCCGCCGCGAAGCCCCGGCGCCGCCGUCGUCCGCGCGACGAUGAGGAGGAAUCCAGCAGCGAGGCGGAGGAGGACAGCGCCGAGGAGGUCCCCCGGCCGCGCUCGGCGGGACGCGCCCGGGGCUCCCGACGACCCCCGCCCCCGGCCCUCUCCCCGGGAAUUCAGUCCCCAGAGCGGGAGGACACCUUCGGCGCCCCCGCCGCUCCCAAGACCCCCGCCAAACGCCCCCGCGUCCUCUCCUCGUCCUCCUCCGCGGAGGGAUCCCCGCCGCCAAAGAGCUCCGCACCCCCGGCGGCGGAGCCGCGGGAGACCAAUGGGGAAACCCCGGAAGCAACAAACAGCAGCGAAAGGGACACGUCCCCGUCGGCCAAGCGCCCCCUGAAGACGGAGCGCUCCGUCAGCCUGGGGCCGGAACGGGGGUGGCCCGCGGAAAACCCCAACAGCGAACGGGACGCUUCUCCACCGGCCAAGCGCACCGUGAAGGCGGAGCGUUCCGUCAGCGCCGCAAAGAGCGUGGGGACCCUCCCGGAACGGCUGCCGUGGCCGGAGAUGGUCGCCGGGCCCAGCGGCAGCGGGAAGCCUCCCACUCCGACCCCGGAGCCGGCCCCGGUGGUGGCGGUGCGCGAGGUGUGCUGCGGCGCGGAUCUGGACGAUCACUUCGUCUACUGGCGGCCCUUUCCGUCCGCCGCCCCUCCCGAGGCCCCCGCCUCCUCGGAAAACGAGGCAUCGCGCAGCAGCCGCCUGGACAGCCAGGCCGCCGACCUCCGGCAGUGGCAGUCGCGGGCGGUGGCCGUCGUCGGCAUCCAGUUCGCCGCCGCCGGCGCCGGUCUGGAGCCGGCCGUCGACCGGGCCUUCGUCCACUUCCGGGCGGCGGCGGACGGCGUCCCUCCGGCCUCCGCCAAGGAUUUCCUGCAGGCGUUUCCGCUGGCGCUGGUGCGGCAGUAUCUGCCGGAGAAACUGCUCUUGUACUACCAGAGCUGCGCGUCUUUCUCGCCGCGACGUUCCCGUGAAGCCGGUGAAUCCAGUCCGUUGUAGACACAGCAUUCGUCAUACAGUUAUAUAUACGCGUUCUGUUGUUUUAAUUUUGCAUGGUGAGUAGAGCGGUGCUUUCGUUGUAUACCGAGUGAUACAGCUCGAUUCCGAAUUUCCGGUUUAAGAAAAUCAACCAGUACGGUGUGGACAAUUUUCUUGGCAUGCUAUUCAUUUUUAUAAGUUUAAGUUUUGCAUUCUGUUCCUCUCGCUUUUCUUGUUGGUUACAAACUACAAUAAUACCGUGUCGAGUAUUAUUUAUACAUAUAUGUAAUGUAGAUUUUGUAUGUAUUUAUUUAUGAUAUUGGUUUGCGCUACGAUUCUUUUGGCAAGCGGAGAAAUUCAGCGCGGAAUUUCUUCUUGGAAUUGUUGCCAGUUUUAUAGAGCUAGAAAAAGUUUUUGCAGGUUUAUUACUUGGUUAGUGGUGAUGAUAGAAUCAAAAAUGCCGUCGUCAGUAGAAUAUUUUUGAGAAUAAAUGGACGAAUGUUUUGUCAAUAAAAAAGUAAU